Molecule: messenger RNA, 318 nt
Organism: Aspergillus thermomutatus
Lineage: Eukaryota; Fungi; Ascomycota; Eurotiomycetes; Eurotiales; Aspergillaceae
Product: DUF3759 domain-containing protein
Exons: 3
Coding region: 1-318 (105 amino acids)
Source: RefSeq, a predicted model, not a curated record
AUGGACAACGACAGUGAUCAGGCUCAGGCCUACGACCAAUUCCAAAACUACGACGGAAGCGAGGAACACAAGGCCAAACUAAGCCAUGAGCUGAUUGCUGGCGCUGCCUCCUAUGAGGCUGCCAAGGCUUAUGAGGAGCACGUUGCUCGCAAUGGUCAGCCUGCUAGCCACGCCGAGGCUAAGGAGAUUCUCGCUGGAUUGGCCGGCGCUUUCAUUGACCGUGAAUUCGAGUCCAAGGGUCUUGACUUCCUUGACCGAGAGGAGGCCAAGAGACAUGCUGAGCGUCAGCUGGCCGAUGUCUCCUCUCAGGAUUACUAG